AAAUGUUUCUGUGGCGUUUCUAACGUUAGUCAGCUGAUGAUGGUUGAGUCUCUGAACAGCAGCUCAGUGGCUAAUUACGCACAAUGAUGAACGGAAAGACAAUAAUAGUGACCGGUGCUAACAGCGGGAUAGGGAAAGCCACAGCAGCGGGCAUUGUGAAGCUCCAGGGCCGUGUGAUAAUGGCCUGCCGGGACCUUCGCAGGGCUGAGGAAGCAGCCCGGGAGAUCCUACAGGAGACUGGUUCGGACAGGUCACAGCUAAUCGUCAAACAGCUGGACCUCGCCUCGCUUACAUCUGUACACACGUUCUGUCGAGACAUAAUAAAGGAGGAACCUCGGUUAGACGUGCUGAUCAACAACGCCGGCGUCUACCAGUGUCCGUACGCCCAGACCGAGGACGGCUUUGAGAUGCAGUUCGGGGUCAAUCACCUGGGCCAUUUCCUGCUCACCCACCUGCUGCUGAACCUCCUGAAGCAAUCCGCUCCCAGUCGCGUGGUCGUGGUCUCCUCCAAACUCUACAAGCACGGUCACAUCAACUUUGAGGACUUGAACAGCGAGCAGAGCUACGACAAGGCCUUCGCCUACAGUCGCAGCAAGCUGGCCAACCUGCUGUUCACCCGCGAGCUGGCCCGUCGGCUGGAGGGCAGCGGAGUGGCCGUGAAUGCUCUGACUCCGGGCAUAGUGAGGACUAAUCUGGGCAGGCACGUCCACGUCCCAGUGUUAGCCAAGCCCCUGUUUGACCUGCUCUCCCGGGGUUUUUUUAAGAGCCCCGAAGAAGGAGCUCGGACCUCAGUCUAUUUGGCCUGCAGCCCAGAUGUGGAAGGUGUGCAGGGCAAGUGCUUUGCAGAUUGCAAGCCUCAGGUUCUGCUGGACAAAGCCACGGACGAGGAAGUGGCCCGUAAACUGUGGGACAUGAGUGAAAUCAUGGUGGGCAUAACCACGUGAGAUCUAAAAUGAAUUCUGCAUGUAUAACAGAGACGAGCGAAUUGUGUGAAUCCUGAACCGUUAUAAAUAUCCAGUGCCUUGCUCCGUACAGCAGUGUUUACGUUGGUUUCAAAGCACACUUGGUCACUAGGGCUGGGUACCGAAUUCAAUACCUUUUAGGCACCAACCAAAUUGCCUCUAAAGUAUUGAGUAGGGCUUCACAAUUAAUCGCAAUCUUAUCGAAAUCGCAAU
Perca fluviatilis (European perch) is the source of this 1175-nucleotide messenger RNA. Its product is annotated as retinol dehydrogenase 14-like. The coding region runs from base 84 to 944 and encodes 286 amino acids. The transcript has 2 exons. NCBI's taxonomy places the organism in Eukaryota, Metazoa, Chordata, Actinopteri, Perciformes, Percidae. The record is from RefSeq and is a predicted model, not a curated record.